AUGACAGACGCUGGCAGGUGUAUCGACAAUGAUGACCUGGGUGACUUUAUAGCGUCGCUGGAAGACUAUCAAACAGCGAUCCCGGACCCGCUCGUCCAACACUUUCUCAACAAAGCCGGGUUCCAAACGGACGAUCCUCGCGUCAUUCGACUGGUAGCGCUGGCUGCGCAAAAGUUCGUAGCAGAUGUUGCACACGAGGCACUGACACAGCGCCGUAUUCACCGCGAGUCGCAACACAAGGGCUCGAGCUCCACAGAGGAUGACAAAGUUGUGCUCACCAAAGAGGACCUCAAGUGGGCGUUGCAGGAGUUUGGUAUUCGACUGGCACGAACAGAGUACUUUGCGGAUAAUGUGAGCACCACCACUACCACCACUGCCACUGCUAGUGGUACUGGCGGUGGCGGCACUGCUGCUGGCGGUGGUGCCAGUGGCAGCUGA
Molecule: messenger RNA, 438 nt
Organism: Cyanidioschyzon merolae strain 10D
Lineage: Eukaryota; Rhodophyta; Bangiophyceae; Cyanidiales; Cyanidiaceae
Product: probable transcription initiation factor TFIID, subunit TAF10
Exons: 1
Coding region: 1-438 (145 amino acids)
Biological process (GO): transcription initiation at RNA polymerase II promoter
Cellular component (GO): SAGA complex; transcription factor TFIID complex; nucleus
Molecular function (GO): RNA polymerase II general transcription initiation factor activity; promoter-specific chromatin binding
Source: RefSeq, a predicted model, not a curated record